Molecule: messenger RNA, 1710 nt
Organism: Fonsecaea multimorphosa CBS 102226
Lineage: Eukaryota; Fungi; Ascomycota; Eurotiomycetes; Chaetothyriales; Herpotrichiellaceae
Exons: 2
Coding region: 1-1710 (569 amino acids)
Biological process (GO): fatty acid metabolic process
Molecular function (GO): medium-chain fatty acid-CoA ligase activity
Source: RefSeq, a predicted model, not a curated record
AUGGCAUCCACCCUCCCCUGCUCGCCCAUCUUUGCAGCCAUCGCCAAGCACGAUCCAAAAUCUCCUGCGAUAAUACACAGCGCGUCUGACCGUACCUUCUGCUACGGCAGUCUCCUCCAUGAUGUUGCUGCCGCAAAGGACAACUUGACCGCUCUUGCUGGGGGCAGAUCUCUGGUGGGUGAGAGAAUAGCUUUUCUGGCGGAAAACGGAUAUGACUAUGUGGUGACGUUCCUCUCAAUUCUUUCCCACGAUGCAAUCGCCCUCCCGUUGGCGCAUACUCAUCCGAGUUCCGAGCUGCGAUACAUCCUCGAGAACAGCGAAGCCGCACUAUUCCUGUCGACGGAGAAGUUCCAAGAGAAGGCAAAAGAGGUGGUAAAAGAAGGACUGAACCAUGUACCAAAACUGGGAAUCCUCUCCAAGAUUGAGACCGGAGCUCUGUCCGCCGAGAAUGUCCAGAUCAGCUCCAAGAGCAUUGAGCAUGGUGGAUUCAUGCUCUACACCUCUGGGACCACCAGUCGUCCCAAGGGCGUGGUUCUAUCUGUGGCCAAUAUGGUGGCGCAAUCGAGUUCCCUGAUCGCAGCAUGGAAAUACAGCUCAUCAGACCUGCUCCUCCACGUUCUCCCACUCCACCAUAUCCAUGGCACGAUCAACGCACUGUUUACUCCGCUAAUGGCCGGCUCGGCAAUCGAGUUCGCAUACCCGUUCAACGCGGACACAGUGUGGAAGCGACUCGCUGCGCCGUUCCUCCCCAACUCCUCCCCCCCUUUACCAGACCAAAAGAAAAGGCCGAUAACUUUUCUUACAUGUGUCCCGACGAUAUACAACCGCCUUCUGGCGACUCAUUCCUCCCUCUCCCCAGAAAUGCAGACCGCGACCCGCACAGCGAUUUCCCCUGGCUACCUCCGACUGAAUAUAUCUGGUUCUGCAGCCCUCCCUACUCCGGUAAAGCAAGCUUGGACAGAGCUUUCAGGUGGCAAUGUCCUUCUCGAGCGCUACGGGAUGACGGAGGUUGGCAUGGCAUUAUCUUGCGGAUUGGCAUUUGAGGAUCGUGUCGACGGAUCGGUUGGGUGGCCAUUACCGGGAGUCGAGAUACGACUUGUCGAUACAGAGACAGGCAGUGUGAUAAAAGCGGGCCAAGAACUGGAUAAGGACGGUCAACCGCAAGAAGGAGAAAUUCAGCUCCGUGGCCCCACUGUGUUCAAGGAGUAUUUCCGUAACCCGUCUGCCACAGCGGCAGAAUUCGUCGAAUCCGAGGACGGAAAAGGAGACUGGUUCAAGACAGGAGACGUGGCAGUCCGCCAACUCGUCCCUGGAACAGGCAAGAGCGAGCAAUCCCCCUGGGCCCGUGGGCCGAUGUACUUCAUUCGGGGCCGCAAAUCCGUCGACAUCAUCAAAACCGGGGGAGAAAAAGUGUCGGCCUUGGAGGUUGAACGGGAACUUCUCUCGCUGCCCGAAAUCGCUGAAGCCGCUGUGGUGGGCAUUGCCAACGAGCAAUGGGGUCAAAAGGUCGCCGCGGUCGUGGUUCUUAGCGACAAAGGCAAAAGCGGUGGGCGGGGAGGCAAGCAGUGGGGAGUGAUGGACAUGCGCAGGGCCUUGAAGGAUAAAUUGGUCAAUUACAAGAUCCCGCAGGAGUUGAAGGUCGUGGAGAGCAUACCGAGGAAUGCGAUGGGGAAAAUCAACAAGAAGAUGCUCGUGAAGGAGGUCUUUUGA